Messenger RNA from Anolis sagrei ordinatus, 2134 nucleotides. RefSeq names its product procathepsin L-like. The record is from RefSeq and is a predicted model, not a curated record. Gene Ontology annotation, biological process: immune response; positive regulation of peptidase activity; positive regulation of apoptotic signaling pathway. Gene Ontology annotation, cellular component: lysosome. Lineage: Eukaryota; Metazoa; Chordata; Lepidosauria; Squamata; Anolidae. Gene Ontology annotation, molecular function: cysteine-type endopeptidase activity; cysteine-type endopeptidase activator activity involved in apoptotic process.
AAAUCUAGGAGGACAUUGUUCCUGUAUGAAAGCCUUCACUUGGGUGGUGGGCAGGAUGGUGUUGGUGGAGGACAUUGGCAGGGCUCUUGGACAUGUUCAUGGUGCUCAUGAUAACCUGCAAUUUCAUUGGAGGGAUGGCCUUUGGUGUCUCCUGAAUAGUGGGAGCUGUAGCUGUUUAUGGAGGUGGGAGCUUGUCUGUGUAAGUGGGCAGCCCAGUCACACACACACAUAUUUUCACUCAUCUAUGUGUAUAGAUGAGUCAUCAUAAUACCCGCUUUCCUGUUUUAAAGUGCCAUUGUCACCGUCCAAUGCCAAUACUACUAAAAAGCUUCCAUGGAAACAGAGGACGAGGAAAGCAAUAUCGAUCUUUCCCAGCUAAAGCAUCAUCAUCAUUAUCAUCAUCAUUAUCCUGCUUUCUUCUCUUUAUCGAGAUCCAAAGUGCCGUUGUCACCCUCCAAUGCCAAUGCCGCUCAAAAGUUUCCGCCUAAACAGAGGACGAGGAGGAGAAAGACAAUGGAAGCUUUUAAAGGCUUAAAAGGCAUGUUCCAUCUCCCUCAAAGGCUGUGCAUAUAAUCAUUAUCGCAAGGUAUGGAAACUGAUGUCAACCUGUGGUUUUUAAGCUUUUCCCCCGGAAACCCGAAUUGCGCAAAAUGUGUGUUCUUCGGAACGGAAACCGUGUGACUUGUGGCAGUUUCUCCACAAAGAAAGAGACUAGGGUGACUUCUCCCUUUCAGAGACGGAGAGAACGAGAAGGAAGCAAGGUCUUUCCCUUUUCCUUUCCUUAUCUGCAAAGAGAAAAAGAGAGAUGGGUCCCCUCUUCUUGGCCGCCGUUAUGGCCACCAUGGCGUCCUUAUCCAGCGCAGCGGAUCUGGCCUUGGAAGGAGCCUGGAGAGGAUGGAAGGGCCUCCACCGCAAGGAAUACCUCGAGGAGGAGGAUGCUUUCCGCCGCUCCGUCUGGGAGAAGAACUGGCAGCGGAUUGCGCAGCACAACAUGGAGGCUUCCCUGGGGAGACACAGUUUUCGCCUAGCUAUGAACCACUUAGGAGACUUGACAGACGAAGAGUUCAAUGAGAAGCUAAAUGGCUUCUAUCUAGAUCCGGCCCCGAAGUACGGGAAGGGAGUUGCCGUUUUCCAAGGGCCGUCCAUCCGGGAGGUUCCCAAAGAGGUGGACUGGCGUCUCAAAGGCUACGUCACACCAGUGAAAAGCCAGGGUCAUUGUGGGGCAUGUUGGGCAUUCAGCGCCACAGGAGCCUUGGAGGGUCUACUCUUCAACAAGACGGGGAAGUUGGUGCCACUGAGUGAGCAAAACCUUAUUGAUUGCUCCUCGAAAAUGGGGAACCAUGGAUGCCGAGGAGGAUACAUCACCAAGGCCUUUGAGUACGUCAGUGAGAAUGGAGGCAUUGACUCGGAGCAGGACUAUCCCUAUCUGGAGCAGGAGGCAUCGGGAUGCCGUUACAAUGCUCAGACGCGGGUGGCCAACUGCAGCUCCUUGGUACGAAUCCAAUCCGGCAGCGAAGAGGCCCUGGAACACGCCGUGGCCACCGUUGGGCCUGUUUCCGUCGCGGUGGACGCCCAGAGCUUCUUUUUCCAUUUCUACAAAUCUGGAGUCUUUUCCAGCAGCUGGUGCAGCCAAUGGGUGAACCAUGCCAUGUUGGCAGUUGGCUACGGCACAAUCCAGGACGGAGGAGCAAAUACCGAUUACUGGAUCCUGAAGAACAGCUGGACGGAGAACUGGGGUGAAGGGGGCUACAUGCGAUUGGUCAAAGGAGCUGCCAAUCACUGUGGUGUGGCCAAUCAGGCCAGUUACCCCACCCUCUAAUGGGGAAAAGGCUGGAGCCAAGAACUCAGUUUUGUUUGGGUUUUUUAAAAACUUUCUUCCGAGCUUUGGAGACUGAAACAAUAUCUAUCUAUCUAUCUAUCUAUUGUCGAAGGCUUUCAUGGCCGGAAUCAUUGGGUUGUUGUAGGUUUUUUCAGGCUAUAUGGCCAUGGUCUAGAGGCAUUCUCUCCUGACGUUUCACCUGCAUCUAUGGCAAGCAUCCUCAGAGGUAGUGAGUAUCUAUCUAUCUAUCUAUCUAUCUAUCUAUCUGUUUAAAAAUUGUGGCCACUUGCAUCAGAAAUAAAAAUAUUGAGAAAA